This is a messenger RNA of Electrophorus electricus (electric eel), 1801 nucleotides long. RefSeq names its product cytochrome P450, family 19, subfamily A, polypeptide 1a (gene cyp19a1a). Gene Ontology annotation, biological process: female gonad development; response to estradiol. Lineage: Eukaryota; Metazoa; Chordata; Actinopteri; Gymnotiformes; Gymnotidae. Gene Ontology annotation, molecular function: heme binding; aromatase activity; iron ion binding. Gene Ontology annotation, cellular component: endoplasmic reticulum. The record is from RefSeq and is a predicted model, not a curated record.
AUGGCAGGCGAUCUUUUCCCAGGCUGUGAGCGUGCGGUGAAACCUAUGCGGCUCAGCGAGGCAGCGAUGGAGCACUUACACCACGUGGCGGGUAAUGACACGGGUUCGCAGCACGAGAGCGCGAAAGGGGCUACCGCAACACUGCUGCUAUUUCUGUGCCUGCUGCUCGCCGUCUGGAACCGGGCCGAGAAAAAAUGUACUGUUCCAGGACCAUCCUUCUGUCUGGGAGUGGGACCAUUGCUUUCAUACUGUCGGUUUAUCUGGAGCGGGAUCGGCACAGCGAGCAACUACUACAACCAGAAGUACGGGGAUAUAGUGCGUGUCUGGAUCGAUGGAGAGCAGACUCUCAUUCUCAGCAGGCCCUCAGCAGUCCACCAUGUCCUGAAGCACACCAACUAUAUGUCCCGCUUCGGGAGCAGGCAGGGACUUCAGUGCCUGGGUAUGCAUGAGCAAGGAAUCAUCUUCAACUCUAACGUUGCCCUCUGGAAGAAGGUCCGCACUUUCUUUGCCAAAGCUCUAACAGGUCCAGGGCUGCAAAGGACAUUAGAGAUUUGCACUUCUUCCACAAACCUGCACCUGGACAACCUGUUUCAACUGACGGACACACGGGGUCAGGUGGAUAUUCUUAACCUCCUUCGCUGCAUCGUGGUGGACAUCUCCAAUAGGCUUUUCCUCAAUGUGCCUGUCAAUGAACAGAGUCUGUUAUCUAAAAUUCAUAAGUAUUUCGACACCUGGCAGACUGUAUUAAUUAAACCAGACAUUUACUUCAGACUGAAGUGGCUGCACAAGAAACACAAAAGUGCUACUCAGGAACUGCAGGAUGCCAUUGAAGACCUGAUAGAACAGAAACGAACUCAGUUGUUAGAGGCUGAGAAACUGGACGACCUCAAUUUCACUGCAGAACUCAUAUUCGCACAGAGCCGUGGUGAGCUGACAGCAGAGAACGUAAGGCAGUGUGUGUUGGAGAUGGUGAUUGCUGCUCCAGACACUCUCUCCAUCAGUGUGUUCUUCAUGCUUUUAUUGCUGAAACAGAACCCUGACAUCGAACUCAGAAUCCUGCAUGAGAUCCAAUCAGUCUUAGGUAACGGCAGACUGCAGCAUUCCCAUCUGCCCCAGCUGUGUGUCCUCGAGAGCUUCAUUAAUGAGUCGCUCCGCUUCCACCCUGUUGUGGAUUUCACCAUGCGCCGGGCACUCAACGAUGAUGUCAUCGAGGGCUACCAGGUGUCCAGAGGGACAAAUAUCAUUCUGAAUGUGGGCCGUAUGCACAGGUCAAAGUUCUACAACAAGCCCGACCAGUUCAGCCUGAGCAACUUUGAAAAAAUGGUCCCAAACCGCUUCUUCCAGCCUUUUGGAUCGGGUCCUCGCUCCUGUGUGGGGAAGCACAUUGCCAUGGUGAUGAUGAAAGCCGUCCUGGUGACGUUGCUGUCCCGCUACUCGGUGUGUCCUGGGCAGGACUGCACACUACAGAGUGUCCCACAAACCAACAACCUCUCACAGCAGCCUGUAGAGGAUAAGCACACACUCACUGUCCAGUUUGUCCCCCGUAACGUCACCACCCACCGCCCCUGACCCAUCCUCACCUCUCCACACUGAACCACCCGCUUUUGCUCGGUUUAUCUGCAGGCCUCUAGUUCACAUUCUAGCUGGUCAUUCUCCUCCAAGGUCAUGCUCCUCACUCACUUACAGUGUGUUUUACGCUGUAACCUAUGUGUGAGAAGUGGAACGUUCUUCGCGGAAGGGCAGUUGACUGACUUGCAUGCACAAGGAAAAAUUUGUAAAAUAAAGAUAAAUUAUUAUGAAA